Molecule: messenger RNA, 5652 nt
Organism: Plectropomus leopardus (leopard coralgrouper)
Lineage: Eukaryota; Metazoa; Chordata; Actinopteri; Perciformes; Serranidae
Gene: ddr2a
Product: discoidin domain receptor tyrosine kinase 2a
Biological process (GO): positive regulation of phosphatidylinositol 3-kinase/protein kinase B signal transduction; cell surface receptor protein tyrosine kinase signaling pathway; positive regulation of neuron projection development
Cellular component (GO): signaling receptor complex; plasma membrane
Molecular function (GO): protein tyrosine kinase collagen receptor activity; ATP binding; collagen binding
Source: RefSeq, a predicted model, not a curated record
GGACCUGCUUCAUAUGUAAAUAUUUACGGCUCUUUCCAAGAGGUGUCUUACAUCAGCCCAGUGAGCCCUGGUGAAGGCGACUGAGAGUGAGCGAGCGUGAGAGAGAAGGGCUCGGAGUGUAACGUCCAGCCGCCUUGACUCUCGCUGGAAUAAUCUGAAACCAUCUCUGAACAAAUGGUCUGAAAGGAGAAGACGUCUUAGAAAUUGGAAGCCUGUCUCUGUGUUUGGGGAUGAAGCACCUGCGGGACGUUCACUUCCUCCUGCUCAUCCUCCUCUACCUGUUAGGAGCCGUCACAUCCCAGGUCAACCCAGGUGUGUGUCGGUAUCCUCUGGGCAUGUCAGGAGGGCAGAUACAGGACGAGGACAUCUCUGCCUCCAGCCAGUGGUCCGAAUCCACCGCUGCUAGAUAUGGCAGGUUGGACUUUGAGGAGGGCGAUGGCGCUUGGUGUCCAGAGAUAACAGUAGAGCCAGACAGCCUGAAGGAGUUCCUUCAGAUUGACCUGCGCUCACUCCACUUUAUCACCCUUGUGGGCACCCAGGGUCGCCACGCGGGAGGCAUCGGUAAUGAGUUUGCCCAGAUGUACAAGAUUAAAUACAGCCGCGAUGGAAGUCGUUGGAUCUCGUGGAGAAACAGGCAGGGCAAGCAGGUGAUUGAAGGAAACAGGAACGCCUAUGACAUUGUGCUCAAGGACCUCGAGCCACCUAUCAUUGCUCGCUUCGUCCGCUUCAUGCCCGUCACAGACCACUCCAUGAACGUCUGCAUGAGAGUGGAGCUCUACGGCUGUGAAUGGCUGGAUGGUCUGGUGUCGUACAACGCUCCAGCAGGAGAACAGAUGAGCUUACCUUCUUACCCUGCUUAUCUCAACGACUCUGUCUACGAUGGAGCUGUCAUCCACAGUAUGACAGAGGGUUUGGGCCAGCUGACAGAUGGAGUGUGCGGCCUGGAUGAUUUCACACACAGUCAUGUCUACAAUGUGUGGCCCGGGUACGACUACGUGGGUUGGACAAAUGAGAGCUUCCCCAGUGGAUACGUAGAAAUCAUGUUUGAAUUUGACCGCAUUCGCAACUUCACCACCAUGAAGGUCCACUGCAACAACAUGUACUCACGGCACGUCAAGGCCUUUCGCCAGGUGGUGUGUUACUUCCGCUCUGAAGCGGACUGGGAGGCCAUACCGCUCUCCUUCAUCCCCGUGGAGGACGAGAAGAAUCCCAGCGCCCGCUUCGUCACUGUCAACCUGGCCAAUCACAUGGCCAGUGCCAUCAAGUGCCAGUUCUACUUUGCUGAUGCCUGGAUGUUGUUCAGCGAGAUCACCUUCCAGUCAGAUACAGCCAUGUACAACACAACACUGGCUCCACCCAAGACAGGACUGCCACCAAACACACAACCAGAGGAUGACCCCACCCACAAAGUUGAUGACAGCAACACCCGAAUUCUGAUCGGCUGUUUAGUGGCCAUCAUCUUCAUCCUCGUGGUCAUCAUUGUCAUCAUCCUGUGGAGGCAGGUGUGGCAGAAGAUGCUGGAGAAGGCCUCUCGCCGGAUGCUGGACGAUGAACUAACUGCUAGUUUGUCAAUACAGAGUGAGACGUUCGCCUACAACCACAACCAGUCGAGCACAAUCAGCGAGCAGGAGUCUAACUCCACCUAUGAGCGUAUCUUCCCUCUCGGCCCAGACUACCAGGAGCCGUCACGCAUCAUAUGCAAGCUGCCGGAGUUUGCUCAGACUUCAGAGGAGUCUGCCUCUUCCAGCACAGCAGCGUCCAAAUCCACCACAUCUACCGCAGUGCAAGAUGGCGCCCCUCACUACGCAGAGGCCGACAUUGUUAACCUGCAAGGCGUGACCGGAGGCAACACGUACGCCAUCCCUGCACUAACCAUGGACCUGCUGUCAGGGAAGGAUGUUGCAGUGGAGGAAUUUCCUCGAAAGCUGCUCACAUUUAAAGAGAAGCUGGGAGAGGGACAGUUUGGAGAGGUGCACCUGUGUGAGGCAGAGGGAAUGCAGGAGUUCAUGAAUAAAGAGUUUUUAUUCGACAUCCCCGAGGACGUGCCAGUUUUAGUGGCCGUGAAGAUGCUCCGUUCAGAUGCCAACAAAAAUGCAAGAAAUGACUUCCUGAAAGAGAUAAAGAUCAUGUCACGUUUGAAGGAUCCCAACAUCAUUCGCCUGCUCGCUGUGUGCAUCUACAGCGACCCGCUCUGUAUGAUCACAGAGUACAUGGAGAACGGAGAUCUCAACCAGUUUCUGUCCCGCCACGAACCCGAGGGACAACUCGCUCUGCUCAGCAACGCACCUACUGUCAGCUUCAAUAAUCUGUGUUAUAUGGCGGCUCAGAUAGCGUCGGGGAUGAAGUACCUCUCCUCUCUAAACUUUGUUCAUCGAGACUUGGCCACGCGGAACUGCCUGGUGGGAAAAAACUACACGAUAAAGAUAGCAGACUUUGGCAUGAGCAGAAACCUGUACAGCGGUGACUACUACCGCAUCCAAGGCAGAGCGGUACUGCCGAUCCGCUGGAUGUCAUGGGAGAGCAUCCUGCUGGGUAAGUUCACCACAGCAAGCGAUGUGUGGGCGUUCGGGGUGACCCUGUGGGAGAUUUUAAACUUCUGCAAGGAACAACCCUACUCUCAGCUCACCGACGAGCAGGUGAUAGAAAACACAGGGGAGUUUUUCAGGGACCAGAAAAGACAGAUCUACCUGCCUCAGCCUGUGCUGUGUCCAGACUCGCUCUACAAGAUCAUGCUAAGCUGCUGGAGGAGGAACACGAAGGAGCGGCCCUCCUUCCUGGAAAUACACCGAGGCCUCCUGGAAAUACAGCUUUAAGCCGGGCGGAUGUUCGGGACAGUGGUUCCCACACUGCUCAUCUCUGGAGGAAACGGUGCAAAGACAGAGGAGACCAUGAUUCAGACACAAUCCAGGUUUAAGCUAUCUUGUUUCAAACAGGGUGAGAGCCACCUGUGGGCUCCAAGCUACAAUUUGGGAAACACUGUUUCAUGGACUUAAACUCUACAAAGAGACUACCGGAGACUUUUGUUGUGUGUCAGUUUAAUUGGCACAAUCAUGUUGACUAUGAUGUUUUAUAGACAUACAGGUAUUGUUAGAAAAAUAUAUUAUGUUUUGUAAUACACCAACCCCUAAACACACAGAAACGUGACUAAGGUUUGGGUGACUAAGCCAAAAAUUAAAUGUAGCAAGUGACAAUCGGCACUUUUAAAAAUAUAUUUUAAUUUCUUUUUUUUUUAAUAUGAGUUUAAAUUUCCCAUGUGUUCAAAUUUCUUGUGUUUUCUUUUGGAAGACUGCUUGAAUGUAGAGGGGGAAAGUGCAGCCAGCCAUCACUGUUACUUUAUAUUUCAAGUAUUUCAACAGUAUUUUCAAACUCCACUCAUUUAAAAAUAACCAGGAAACAUCAAAUGACUCGGUCUUUUUUCAUCUCCCUGCAGUUCUCCUUCUGUGAUUUGAACAUGACGUGUAUAUGACUGUGUAUUUUCAAUAGAUAAGUCUAAAUCUCAAAUAGCAAUAUUUUGUAUUAAUAUUUAUAUGUUCAUAUGUGUUUGUUUUGUUGAUAUCUUUGUGGAUUAAUAUUCUUUUUAAGUUGUUUGUAUCAUAUUUAAUGUGAUUCAGUAACUUUCCCACUCGUGUUUUCAGAUCUAAACACCAAACAGAACGGCUUCAGAGGAUUUUUAUUUCUUUGUUUCCCCACUGCAAACUGUUAAUGUCUUGAAUUGAUCACAAACUGAAAUUACUUUUUGAAAAUUGAUCGAAUGUUGCAAAAUGCUUAUCAAUAAUGCAGGCUGUGUUUUGCUAUGUUGGUUCAACAGUAUGUGUUUACAGUCGGCAUUAUAUGGAAGAUGUUGCUGAAUGUGUUGUAGGGUUAAUGCAUAAGAUGCUCAUGUUUUGCCUCAGUUGACAAAGAAAGUGUGUUGCCUUUUGAAUGAGAAAUGUGGAGGAAAUUGAAUUAUUCAGCCUUAAUUAUGUUUUUGACUAGAACAGUAUGACUGCUUCAGAUUAGUUUACAUUAGGGACUUUUUUUCCAUGUCUUUUUUCUUAUCUUUACACAGAGCUACACACACACACACACACACACACACACACACACACACACACACUCACACUCACACACAGCCAGCAUUAGCAAAAUGUGCAUAUAGUGAUAUAUCUCCCAAAUAAUCCUUAACAUACACAAAUUUGGCAGCAGCUGCCAGAAUAUCAGUAACUUAGCUCAGUGGUCAUUAUUAGCUUUUUAAAAUUUACACUUUAACUAUUGAAAGAUAAAAGUUGAAAACAAAAUCUUUGAGUUUUUUUGAAUUGGUUUAACACUAUUGUCAUGCAUACAGUACACAGAUUUUUUUUUUUUUUUUUACAGCAUCACUUUAUUUUAAAUGUUUGUUGGUUUUUGGGGGGGUUUUUUGGGACGAAAACGUAUGUGUGGCGGUAGCUGCAGCUCCGUGAACGCAGUACAGGCAGUCCACAGGGUGAAUAAUUGAUCUGCUGAUCUGAUCAGAGAGAGAGAGAGUUAGAGGAGCAGCUGUUGCAUAAGCAAGUAAAUGCAAACUUUUAGACCCAGCGCAAUUAAUGGUUAACUGUUAACUGCAUCUUUGCCUGGUGCCCUGCUGUUCUGUCUGUGCCCAGAGUACGCUUUGCGUGUGGUGCAAUGAAUAACCGAAAAAGGACAUAUGUAUAUUCCAAUAGCGCUCUUAUCGAAUGUUGCAGCACCAAAAAUAUAAAAAAUAAUAUGUGGUGGCAUAUGUUUUAAUCGUGGUGGGCUGCGACAAAUAAAUAAAUGUUUGAGGAAACCUUGUCCUAUUUUAGACUUGAAUUCGGUAACAUAUACUGACGGAAGUAACUGUUGCAUAUGAUUUGUAGGAGGACCAUCAGAAAAUUUCAAAAUCCAAUAAUAAUUUCUGUUUUUACAGGUACUGGCUGUAAUAAAUAGUAUAAUUUUGGGCGAUAUAAAAAAUAAAAAUAAAAAAUAAAUAAAUAAAACAUGCCCUCCAAACCUAGCAGCAGGUUUUGGGCUUCAAAUGGCAUUUUAAAUAAAUCCAAAAUACAACUAUUUAAAGUUGUCCCCCAUUACAAAAGAAAUUUAAAAAACAUAAAUCUCCUCCAAGUGCUUAAAAAUCAUUUUUGCACCAUUCCCUCCCCUGUCAUAGAUAACAGACAUUCCCUCAGCUCAUGAAAAUUAACACAUCUAAUGACUCAUCUACAGGCUUUAGCAUUCAGGUGUUAGUUUGGUCUUUUUUCAUGUAUGCUGGAGUCUUUCCUCUUCUUUUCAAGCAUAUUUCUGUAUAUAUAAUUCUAAUUGCCUGACCUUCAUACUGCAUACCACUGUUUUCAGCCGUUUCAGCUGUAUUUGCAGGCUUGACCCUCUUAUCUGAGGUUUUUGUCCCACUUACCUCGUUCAUAAAAGACUUUCAUCUCUUAUCUCUCUGUGUUUUGCAAUCUAGGCCAAAAAAUAAAAAUGUACAAGUUAGUUAAAAUUGAUAUUAAUUUUGGAGACACGUUUGUGAAGCAUGUGUUGAUUCCCAAUGGAUAGAGAAAACUUUUUUUAAUGUUCCUCUCUGUGUUACAAAUGAAUUGGGGGCUGAUGUAUAGCUGUAAAAAAAAAUGUAAUGGCACCCUGAUAUGAUUGGUUUUAUUACAUAUUUGUACUCAACUGUUUGUU